AUGACGAAGAGGAAGGUCAUUCCUUUCCUCGCCUUCGCUGCGACUGUUUCUAUCUUUCUCUUCUUCUCUAGCGCGACAGUCCAUAGGACAUGGAACGGGUUACCGCAGCACAUAGGGCUAGGAGCGCACAUAGGGAACAGCCAUGCGCAUGAGGUAUCCGCAAGCGGCAGCCAGCAGGAGCCAGACUAUGCCAACUGGAACCCCAGACCGGACUUCAAAGCUGGUUCAGCCUUACCAGCAGGGCACAACUACACAUCUACACUUGUGAUCGCGCGCACGAAAGAGGAGGAUAUGGAUUGGUUGCAGCACGAGAUUCCCGACCAACAAACAGCUAUCUAUGUCGUAGACGACCCUUCAGCACCACUCCACCCACCCAAAAACAAAGGUCAUGAGGUCAUGGUUUAUCUGACCUACAUAAUCGACCAUUACGACAACCUCUCCGACAUUUCGAUAUUUACGCACGCCCACCGCUAUGCAUGGCAUAAUGAUGAAUACCUUGGCAGCGACGCUGCAAACAUGAUCUCGCGCUUGUCCCACCCGCGCGUCUGGCGUGAAGGGUUUGUCAACCUGCGCUGUAGCUGGUAUCCCGGGUGUCCGGAUUGGAUGCAUCCAGGCGAGACUGUGCAAAACGAUUUCAAGCAAGAGGAGGUUCUGCUCGCCAAAUCAUGGUCAGAGUUGUUCCCGCUCGAUAAGGUCCCGAGCGUGCUUGCGCAACCGUGCUGUGCGCAGUUUGCGCUGAGCAGGGAACGGAUUCAGGCAAAGAGCCAUGCGCAGUAUGUCUGGUACAGGGAGUGGUUGUUCCAAACGAAGAUUCCGGAUGAACUCUCCGGUCGCAUUUGGGAGUAUGUGUGGCAAUUUGUCUUUACUGGAGAAAGCGUCUUAUGUCCCAGUGAAAGCGUCUGCUUCUGCGAUCAGUACGGUACAUGUUUUGGUGGCAGCGAAGAGUUUGAUGAUUUCAAGAGUUUGAAGAAUGAACUAAAGGAUCGCGAGAAGGAUUUGAGGGAUUGGGAAAAUAAGGGAAAGGACAUCGAAAAACUGGAGAAACCAGAGCCGGGGAAGGACAGGAAGUAUCGAGCCGAGAUCGAUCGAUUACGGCCAAUUGUGGACAGACUGCUGUCUGAGGCGGAGGCGAGAGGGAAAGAUCCCAAGAACAGAGCGAAAGAGGCGGGGAGAGAGUGGCACGAGGGCGAUGGUUUUUGA
Messenger RNA from Ascochyta rabiei, 1200 nucleotides. RefSeq lists its product as uncharacterized. The transcript has a single exon. Lineage: Eukaryota; Fungi; Ascomycota; Dothideomycetes; Pleosporales; Didymellaceae. The record is from RefSeq and is a predicted model, not a curated record. Bases 1 to 1200 code for a protein of 399 amino acids.